AUGCCUAGUAAAGAAUCGCAGGAUUGGGACAGUCUUGUGGCAUGGUUCGAGGAAUGCCAUGUGGGGUUUCGCAUGAACAUUGAGUUGAGGGAUACCCCAGGUGUUCUUCGUGGUCUUGUUGUCACGGAAGAUGUAAAGGAGCGAGCCACGUUACUGCACAUCCCAGCUGCCUCCAUGCUCAACCCCCUCACUCUCCUUGCCUCCGACUCGACCUCCAAAGUCCUAUCAAAAGGCCCAAACUUUUCCAUCCCCCGACAUCUCUUUCCCCAACCAUCACAUGUCACAUCAGCCGCCAACUCUUCAAAGCGCCUCAAAACCUCGCCUGCUGGCACUGACUCGUCGCAAAGCCAGCAGCUAGACACCACCGAGCUUCUCACGCUCCAUCUCGCUCUGAGCCGAGACCCUCACAAGAGAUAUACAUCAGACUGGCAGGUAUACCUCGAAACGCUUCCCAAAGAUUUCAGGCCUUGGCACCCAUUAACGUGGCUCGUCAAACCAGACCCCGGAACAAAAGAGGCAGUGGAAGGCUGGAAAUGGUGGGCUGAUUUGUACGAAAAUCACGCAUCACCGACCUUGAAAUUGAAAGUGGCAGAGGUGAAGAAGCGAUAUGACGCGGACAAGGCUGUGAUAUUGUCCACUCUGCGUACCGAGGAACCAUUCAAAUCUCAUUCCCUAGCAACAACAUUGACAGAAGAAGAUUUACUCUGGGCAUGGCUCAAUAUCAAUACUCGAUCUAUAUCCAUCCCUCUCGGCUUACCAGGCCCUACAGAGAGGAUGAACCACACACUGGUUCCCAUCCUCGAUAUGAUCAAUCAUUCUUCAGAUCCCUCUGUUACUGCCCCACGUGUAAAACAACUCCCUGCUCCCACCCCCACACCAGCGUCAUCCACUACGCGCGCCAAGAAAUCCCAUAAGUCUACAAGUUCCGACGAUUGGGCCAGCCACGGUACCCGCUACUCCCGCAACGGUCUCCACCUCGUCCCAGGCAAGAUUGAUCUCGAACUCGUCGCCCCAGAGCGCAAGAUGGCACAAGGCGAAGAAGUCAUGUUUGAAUACGGCGGGCAUGACAACGCGACUCUGCUGGCAGAGUAUGGUUUCUUGGAAGAGCCAGAUGGGGCCGAUGAUCAAAAGUGGUUGAAUCUAAAGUAUGGAGAGCUCGAUGUGGGGUGGAUUGUGGAUGAGUUGUGGGCGGAAAAGGUAGGGUCUUUGGAAGAGGACGAAGAAGACGGAGAAAAAGGUGAAAAGCGAAAGGCGCUGGAGGGUAUCGGAUGCUGGGGGCGCGUCUACUUUCUCUGUUCUAUCUGCAUGGCCUUGCUGACCCACAAUAGCGCCAACAUCAUACACGCACAACCCUCUCCUCCACACCCCUCCCACUCUCUUCUCAUGACCCUUCGUGUCUUGCACCUCCCUCAAGGCUCACCCAAGCUCACUGGUAUCCAACAAGGAUACUCGACCUACGUCUCUCCGUCAAACGAGCUCGCUGUCAUGUCGUCUUUGGAGCAUAUCUGCGCGAGGGUGGUCCAGGAAGCUGAGAAAAGGUUGAAGAAUCUGAAAAAGCUGGACAAGGAACUCAAGACUGAGAAGGGAUCAAUUGCAGAGAGACAGACGAUGCUGGAGAUGAUGGAGGGGUUGUAUACGGAGGAGAAAGUGCUAGCCAAGAAUAUCCUGGGGAGGAUAGAAGCCGGAGAGGAUCUUUCAUGA
Messenger RNA from Cryptococcus wingfieldii CBS 7118, 1701 nucleotides. RefSeq lists its product as hypothetical. The transcript has 5 exons. Gene Ontology annotation, biological process: peptidyl-lysine monomethylation; peptidyl-lysine trimethylation. The coding region runs from base 1 to 1701 and encodes 566 amino acids. Lineage: Eukaryota; Fungi; Basidiomycota; Tremellomycetes; Tremellales; Cryptococcaceae. The record is from RefSeq and is a predicted model, not a curated record. Gene Ontology annotation, molecular function: protein-lysine N-methyltransferase activity.